AUGUUGCUUCCUCAAAGAUCGAACUUGGUCAGGUCGCUGGCCACGGAUCUGGACAUCCUGCUGCAGGCGGCGCAGGUCACAGAUGCCAACUGCGGCGGUUGGGGCAGCUCCGCCCAGGCUCAGCGGAUCUCAACGGAUCUCAACGGAUCUCAACUCAACGGGCUGCGGGCGCAACGGGAUGUGGCAUCGGAGCUGGAUGGCCAGGACGUGGUUGUAGACGGCAUCGAUGCCAGCCAAGUGAUGCAGCUCAGCCACUUCGACUACCUCCGCCGCGCCGUGGAGGCUCUGGUGGUGGGCUCCUCCUUGGCGCUGCAGGUCGCCGCCUUUGCCAACCUUGCAGAGUUCAACUGCGCGGUGAAGCAUGCGCCCCGGGUGGCCCUGGUGAGCCUGACAGAGGUUGGCAUCGUCCAAGAUGCCGCCAACGGUGUGCUGACCAAGCUCCUGAACGCGCUGCCGCCGCCCACAGUGCAAGAUGCCUCUGAACCUUUACGGCGCUGCCUCGCGGAGCGCUUGCAGGACCAUGGCGGCGCGACCUUUCCAACCACCUGA
Effrenium voratum is the source of this 549-nucleotide messenger RNA. The record is from the annotation of a GenBank genome assembly. Lineage: Eukaryota; Dinophyceae; Suessiales; Symbiodiniaceae.